Messenger RNA from Bathycoccus prasinos, 1722 nucleotides. RefSeq lists its product with no specific name. NCBI's taxonomy places the organism in Eukaryota, Viridiplantae, Chlorophyta, Mamiellophyceae, Mamiellales, Bathycoccaceae. Gene Ontology annotation, cellular component: membrane. Gene Ontology annotation, biological process: transmembrane transport. The transcript has a single exon. Bases 1 to 1722 code for a protein of 573 amino acids. Gene Ontology annotation, molecular function: transmembrane transporter activity. The record is from RefSeq and is a predicted model, not a curated record.
AUGUCUCAGAUUUCGGGAAAGGCGGCGACGUCGAUGCCGUCGAUAUCUUCAUCGCAAAGAAGAAACACAUUCAGCGGCGGCGGCGCUCGAGUUCAACGCGCGACGACGAUGAAGAAUACUAAAACGAUUCAGACGACGCGUUUUGGUCCUCCUCCUCCUCCUCGUCGUCGCGUGCGUCGUCAAGGAAGUCUUCCGCCGUCGCCGGGCUUUUGUUCGAUGAUAUCUAAAGGAGGGAAGAGUUUGUUACCGAAUUUAAUUGAUGAAAAAGCGGAUAAGAGAAACGUGACGGCGAAAGCGUCUUCUUCAUCAUCAUCAUCUUCAUCGUCGUCGAUAAAACCCGAUUUCGAGGAAGGAGAUGAUGAGGAAAAAAUCAUCCUCUAUUCCCAACGAUGGGUUCAACUCGGCUAUCUCGCCUGUUUAGCGUUGAUUUCCGAUUGGGUGUGCUUUUCAGUUGCGGCAACGCCGGGGACCUGGGAUUCGAUUUUUCAUCGAAGUCCGGAAACGUUGAUCGACGUGUUUUUAUUUACGAACGUCGCGUUUUGUUUCUUGGAGCCGCAGAUUGUCGGGAAGUUUGGUUUGCGAAACGUCGUGGUGAGCGCGGCGGCUUUGAUGACGUUUGGGUGCGCUUUACGGUCGGGAUUAGAGUUUAACGAUUUCAUUCCGUUCGCGUCGUUUAUGCCUUCGUAUACCGAAGAAGUGGUAGGCACUGUUUUAGUUGGAGCUGCGCAGCCAUUUUUUCAAUGCACACCUACUUUAUUGUCGUCGAGGUGGUUCGGCAAAGACGAGAGAGCGUUAUCGACGUCGAUCGCGAUAAACGCGAACCAGAUUGGCAUAGCGGUCGCCUUCCUCGUCGGCGGAUUGAUGGGACAAACCAACGAAGGUUUAAAUGGGUAUUUUUCGUUGAUUACUUUACUGAGUGGAAUCGUGACUAUUGGCGCGUUCAUACAGUUUCAAGAGAAACCACCGACGCCGCCGAGUUUAUCGCAAAUGCAACAGGAAAAAGAGAGAAAACGUAGAUGCAAAGCCGAAGAGGCAUCGCGCGACGUCGACGCGUCGCAGAAUAUGGGCAAAGACGAGUUAGCCGAGUUAAAUUUCCCGGCUUUAUGUAAACGUUUGUUGAACACGCCGGGAUUUUGGCAGCCAACGGCUGCAUUUGUAGCUUCUAUUGCCAUUUCAAACAACGUUUCGGCGUUUAUUGGAACAACUUUAGGGAAAGCGGGGGUGGAAAACGCGUUCGAAGCCGACGAGUUUGGCGCGGCGUUUCAAUUGGCCAUCAUGUUUGGAUCCAUCUUUUUAGGCGGCUACGUCGAUCGGUCCAAGAAGUAUAAACCGGUCUCCUUGGCUUUGAUCAUCCUCUCCGUAUUCCUCUUGAUUCCAAUUGGCGCGGGAGAAGUCAUACCGGACGCGUACGUCCUAUUUAGUUUAGUCCUCCUGGGGUUCACCGUCGGCCCCGUCCAACCGAUUUGUGCCGAGUUGGCCGUGGAAGUCUCCUACCCGGAGGAUGAAAACGGCGUCGUCGCGCUUCAGCAAGUCUGCGGCAACCUCUUCUCGGCCAUCUUAGUCCCCAUCUUAGCCUUCGCGGCACACGGCGACUUACUCUUCGGUAAACUGAGCGGCGACUACGCGAUAUUAAUAGUCUUAGGUUUGGUCACGCUCGGGUACUUCACCACGUUCGACGCGCCUUUGAAACGCUUGGAAGCGGAUAAAGCCGCUUCCGAGUAA